AAAUCUAUAUAAACCACUUUCAAACUUUCACCAAAAUCUCAAAAUACUCAACAUAUAUAACCAACAAAUACAACAAAGAUGACUAAUAACACGAGUUCGUGUUCGUCAAACUUCAGCUCGUUAAGUGCAGCAGCUGCUUCAAAUGUGGAAGGAAUGCUACUGUUAGCUUCGAGUCGACCAAAGAAACGUGCAGGGAGAAAGAAGUACAGGGAAACUCGCCACCCAAUUUAUAGGGGAGUGAGGAGGAGGAAUAAUAACAAGUGGGUUUGCGAGCUACGUGAGCCUAGUGAACAGAAAAGAAUAUGGCUAGGGACUUACCCUACUCCAGAAAUGGCGGCUCGAGCUCAUGAUGUAGCUGCAUUAGCACUUCGUGGUAACCUAGCCACUCUGAAUUUCGUGGACUCUAGUUGGAGGUUUCCAGUGCCAGUAUCGAAGGAUCCCAAGGACAUACGCCUUGCGGCAGUCAUAGCCGCACAGGGUUGUUCUCAGGAUCCUGAAUUAGUUGGAGUCAACUAUAUGAAUCAUCAAGAAGUUAAUCCCAUUAGUCAAGAAGUAAAGUACCUAGAACAUAACGAGACGCUGGAGAUGCAAGAUUGGAGAGAGAAGAUGUCAGAGGGGCUUUUGUUCUCACCAACUCCGCGCUUAGGUAGUUUUUUUAGUUGGGAUGACGUGGAAAGUGACGUGGAAGUUUCUCUAUGGAGUUAUAAUAUACGAUAAGGGAAUAAUAAAAAAUUGAAUUUUGUUUCACUAGACAGUUAUUAGUUACAUAGCUAGGAGUAGCAUUAAAAAAAAAAAAGAAAAAAAAACGCAAUAUGUAACUAUAAUUGUAUUAUAUUAUAGUUAUAUAGAAGGAUCAAGUGAAAUAAUACCUGUACCACUUAUUUGUUACAACAAAAAGGAGUUUUUAAAUCCACUUAUUUGUUAUAACUA
Molecule: messenger RNA, 930 nt
Organism: Capsicum annuum
Lineage: Eukaryota; Viridiplantae; Streptophyta; Magnoliopsida; Solanales; Solanaceae
Product: dehydration-responsive element-binding protein 1E-like
Exons: 1
Coding region: 79-717 (212 amino acids)
Biological process (GO): regulation of DNA-templated transcription
Molecular function (GO): DNA binding; DNA-binding transcription factor activity
Source: RefSeq, a predicted model, not a curated record